AGGGAAGCUGGCGGGCGGUGCCGCGGGGUGGUGAUGGCGGCGGCCGCGGCCCGGGGAGGCGGUGGCGGCGGCUCCGGCGCGUCACGGGGUUUUUAUUUCAACACGGUCCUAUCGCUGGCCCGCUCCCUGGCCGUGCAGAGACCGGCAUCCCUGGAGAAGGUCCAGAAGCUGCUAUGUAUGUGCCCAGUCGAUUUCCAUGGCAUCUUCCAGUUGGAUGAAAGGCGGAGAGACGCGGUGAUUGCAUUGGGCAUUUUUCUCAUUGAAUCUGAUCUACAGCACAAAGAUUCUGUGGUUCCUUACCUUCUUCGACUUCUUAAAGGUCUUCCGAAAGUGUAUUGGGUAGAAGAAAGCACAGCUCGGAAAGGCAGAGGCACCCUCCCAGUGGCUGAGAGCUUCAGCUUCUGCUUGGUCACUUUGCUGUCUGACGUGGCUUAUAGGGACCCUUCCCUCAGGGAUGAGAUUUUAGAGGCGCUUUUGCAGGUUUUGCAUGUCCUUUUGGGAAUGUGCCAGGCCUUGGAGAUUCAAGAGAAAGAAUACCUCUGCAAGUAUGCGGUCCCGUGCCUCAUAGGAAUCUCCCGCGCAUUUGGGCGUUACAGCAACACGGAAGAGUCCCUCCUGUCCAGGCUCUUCCCCAGAGUCCCUCCUCAUUCCCUCCACGUCCCCGAGGAGCUGGAAGGUGUACGGAGGCGGUCCUUCAACGACUUUCGCUCCAUCCUCCCCAGCAACCUGCUGGCGGUGUGUCAGGAGGGCACCCUGAAGAGAAAGGCCAGCAGCGUGUCCAGCAUCUCGCAGGUCAGCCCUGAACGAGGGGUGCCCCCUCCCAGCUCCCCUGGAGGAUCCACCUUUCACUACUUCGAAGCCUCUUACUUGCCUGAUGGGAGUGCCCUGGAGCCCGACUACUACUUCUCCACCAUCAGCUCCAGCUUCUCCGUUUCUCCUCUUUUCAAUGGCAUCACUUACAAGGAGUUCAGUAUUCCCCUGGAGAUGCUCCGGGAACUCGUAAACCUGGUGAAGAAGAUUGUUGAGGAGCCUGUUCUCAAGUCCCUGGAUGCAGUCGUAGCCAGCGUGAUGGAGGCCAACCCCAGCGCCGACCUCUACUACAGCGUGUUCAGCGACCCCCUCUAUGUGGCCACAUUCAAGAUGCUACGGGACACUCUGUACUACAUGAAAGACCUGCCCACCUCCUUUGUGAAGGAGGUCCAUGACUUCGUGCUGGAGCAGUUCAACACCAGCCAGGGGGAGCUCCAGAAGAUCCUGCACGACAUGGACCGGACCCACAGCGAGCUGAGCCCCCUGAAGCUGCGCUGCCAGGCCAGUGCCGCCUGCGUAGACCUCAUGGUGUGGGCUGUGAAGGACGAGCAGGGCGCAGAGAAUCUGUGCAUCAAGCUGUCUGAGAAGCUGCAGUCCAAGACAUCCAGCAAGGUCAUCAUUGCUCACCUGCCCUUGCUCAUCUGCUGUCUGCAGGGCCUGGGCCGCCUGUGCGAGAGGUUCCCGGUGGUAGUGCACUCGGUGACGCCAUCCCUGCGGGACUUCCUGGUGGUCCCGUCCCCCGUGCUGGUGAAGCUGUACAAGUGCCACAGUCAGUACCACACAGUUGCCGGCAAUGAUAUAAAAAUCAGCGUAACCAAUGAGCAUUCCGAGUCGACCCUGAAUGUGGCGUCAGGGAAGAAGAGCCAGCCGUCCAUGUACGAGCAGCUGCGGGACAUUGCCAUCGACAACGUCUGCAGGUGCCUGAAGGCUGGCUUGACUGUGGACGCAGUGAUCGUGGAGGCCUUCCUGGCCAGCCUCUCCAACCGGCUCUAUAUCUCCCAGGAGAGCGACAAGGAUGCUCACCUGAUUCCGGACCACACCAUCCGAGCCUUGGGCCACAUCGCAGUGGCCCUGAGGGACACCCCAAAAGUCAUGGAGCCGAUCCUGCAGAUCCUACAGCAGAAGUUCUGCCAGCCCCCCUCCCCGCUUGACGUGCUCAUCAUUGACCAGCUUGGCUGCCUGGUCAUCACCGGAAACCAAUACAUUUACCAGGAGGUGUGGAAUCUCUUCCAGCAGAUCAGUGUGAAGGCCAGCUCUGUUGUGUACUCUGCCACCAAAGAUUACAAGGACCACGGCUACAGGCACUGCUCACUGGCUGUGAUCAAUGCCCUGGCCAACAUCGCGGCCAACAUCCAGAACGAGCACCUGGUGGACGAGCUGCUCAUGAACCUGCUGGAGCUGUUUGUGCAGCUGGGGCUGGAGGGCAAGCGGGCCAGUGAGAGGGCCAGCGAGAAGGGGCCCGCCCUGAAGGCCUCCAGCAGCGCGGGGAACCUGGGCGUCCUCAUCCCCGUGAUCGCUGUGCUCACCCGGCGGUUGCUGCCCAUCAAAGAAGCGAAGCCGCGGUUGCAGAAGCUCUUCCGGGAUUUCUGGCUCUAUUCUGUGCUGAUGGGAUUUGCCGUGGAGGGGUCAGGACUCUGGCCAGAAGAGUGGUACGAGGGCGUCUGUGAAAUAGCCACCAAGUCCCCCCUGCUCACCUUUCCCAGCAAAGAGCCCCUGCGGUCUGUCCUUCAGUACAACUCAGCCAUGAAGAACGACACAGUCACCCCCGCCGAGCUGAGCGAGCUCCGUAGCACCAUCAUCAACCUGCUGGACCCGGCCCCCGAGGUGUCCGCCCUCAUCAACAAGUUGGACUUCGCCAUGUCCACCUACCUUCUGUCCGUUUACCGGCUGGAAUACAUGAGGGUCCUGCGCUCGACAGAUCCUGACCGCUUCCAGGUAAUGUUCUGCUACUUUGAGGAUAAAGCUAUUCAGAAAGACAAGUCUGGGAUGAUGCAGUGCGUGAUCGCCGUUGCCGACAAGGUGUUUGAUGCCUUCCUGAACAUGAUGGCAGAUAAAGCCAAGACCAAGGAGAACGAGGAGGAGCUGGAGCGCCAUGCGCAGUUCUUGCUGGUGAACUUCAACCACAUCCACAAGCGCAUCCGGAGAGUGGCCGACAAGUACCUGUCCGGGCUGGUGGACAAAUUCCCCCACUUGCUCUGGAGCGGGACGGUGCUGAAGACCAUGCUGGACAUCCUGCAGACCCUGUCGCUGUCACUGAACGCCGAUAUUCACAAGGACCAGCCUUACUACGACAUUCCAGACGCCCCCUAUCGCAUUACCGUUCCCGACACCUGCGAAGCACGAGAGAGCAUCGUCAAGGACUUCGCUGCGCGCUGUGCGAUGAUCCUGCAGGAGGCCAUGAAGUGGGCGCCCACAGUCACCAAGUCUCACCUACAGGAAUACCUGAACAAACACCAGAACUGGGUGUCGGGGCUGUCGCAGCACACGGGGCUGGCCAUGGCCACCGAGAGCAUCCUUCAGUUUGCCAGCUACAACAAGCAGAACACCACCCUUGGGGCGACUCAGCUCACGGAGCGGCCAGCCUGCGUGAAGAAGGACUACUCCAACUUCAUGGCAUCCCUCAACCUGCGCAACCGCUACGCAGGCGAGGUGUAUGGGAUGAUCCGCUUCUCAGACGCCACAGGCCAGAUGUCUGACCUGAACAAAAUGAUGGUCCAGGAGCUGAAGGCAGCAUUGGGCACGGGUGACCCUCAGCACUACACAGAGGCCAUGUUCAAGCUGACGGCCAUGCUCAUCAGCAGCAAAGACUGUGACCCGCAGCUCCUCCAUCACCUGUGCUGGGGUCCCCUCCAGAUGUUCAACGAGCACGGCAUGGAGACGGCCCUGGCCUGCUGGGAGUGGCUGCUGGCUGGCAAGAAUGGAGUGGAAGUGCCGUUCAUGCGGGAGAUGGCGGGGGCCUGGCAGAUGACAGUGGAGCAGAAGUUCGGCCUGUUUUCUGCGGAGAUAAAGGAAGCAGACCCCUUGGCUGCGUCGGAAGCCAGUCAGCCCAAACCCUGUGCCCCCGAGGUGACCCCUCACUGCAUCUGGAUCGAUUUCCUGGUGCAGCGGUUCGAGAUUGCCAAGUACUGCAGCUCUGACCAGGUGGAGAUCUUCUCCAGCCUACUGCAGCGGUCCAUGUCUCUGAGCAUUGGGGGCACUGCGGGGAGCAUGAACCGGCAUGUGGCGGCCAUCGGGCCCCGCUUCAAGCUGCUGACCCUCGGCCUGACCCUCCUGCACGCGGACGUGCUUCCCAAUGCGACCAUCCGCAACGUGCUCCGCGAGAAGAUCUACUCCACUGCCUUCGACUACUUCAGUUGUCCCCCAAAGUUCCCUACGCAGGGAGAGAAGAGGCUGCGUGAGGACAUAAGCAUAAUGAUUAAGUUCUGGACCGCCAUGUUCUCAGAUAAGAAGUACCUGACCGCCAGCCAGCUCGUUCCCCCAGAUAACCAGGACACCCGGAGCAAUCUGGACAUAGCGGUUGGCUCGCGCCAGCAGGCUACACAGGGCUGGAUCAACACCUACCCGCUGUCUAGCGGCAUGUCCACCAUCUCCAAGAAGUCAGGCAUGUCCAAGAAGACCAACCGGGGCUCCCAGCUGCACAAGUACUACAUGAAGCGCCGGACGCUGCUGCUGUCCCUGCUGGCCACUGAGAUCGAGCGUCUCAUCACGUGGUACAACCCACUGUCAGCCCCAGAGCUAGAGCUGGACCAGGCUGGAGAGAGCAGCGUGGCCAACUGGAGGUCCAAGUACAUCAGCCUGAGCGAGAAGCAGUGGAAGGACAAUGUGAACCUCGCCUGGAACAUCUCUCCUCAUCUGGCCGUGCAACUGCCAGCCAGGUUCAAAAACACAGAAGCUAUCGGCAAUGAGGUGACCCGUCUGGUUCGCUUGGACCCAGGAGCCGUUAGUGACAUCCCCGAAGCCAUCAAGUUCCUGGUCACCUGGCACACCAUCGACGCCGAUGCCCCCGAGCUCAGCCAUGUGCUGUGCUGGGCACCCGCAGACCCACCCACAGGCCUGUCCUACUUCUCCAGCAUGUACCCGCCGCACCCACUCACGGCGCAGUACGGGGUCAAAGUCCUACGGUCCUUCCCGCCGGAUGCGAUCCUGUUCUACAUCCCCCAGAUUGUGCAGGCCCUCAGGUAUGACAAGAUGGGCUAUGUGCGGGAGUAUAUUCUGUGGGCGGCAUCCAAGUCCCAGCUCCUGGCACACCAAUUCAUCUGGAACAUGAAGACGAACAUCUAUGUGGAUGAAGAGGGGCACCAGAAAGACCUCACUCCUUCAAGUAAAAAUGACGGUCCCUGGAAGAGGGAACAGUCAGAUGCAGGUACUCCCCUGAGACCACCACACGCUUCAGCUGACAUUGGCGACCUCCUGGAACAGCUGGUGGAAGAGAUCACAAGCUCCUUGUCUGGCCCGGCCAAGGACUUCUACCAGCGUGAAUUCGACUUCUUCAACAAAAUCACUAACGUGUCAGCCAUCAUCAAGCCCUACCCUAAAGGUGACGAGAGGAAGAGGGCUUGUCUGUCGGCUCUGUCUGAAGUGAAGGUGCAGCCUGGCUGCUACCUGCCCAGCAACCCCGAGGCCAUCGUGCUGGACAUCGACUACAAGUCCGGGACGCCCAUGCAGAGCGCUGCAAAGGCCCCAUAUCUGGCUAAGUUCAAGGUGAAACGAUGCGGAGUUAGUGAACUUGAGAAGGAAGGUCUGCGGUGCUGCUCAGACUCCGAGGAUGAGGGCAGCACGCAGGAGGCCGAUGGCCAGAAAAUCUCCUGGCAAGCAGCCAUCUUCAAAGUGGGAGAUGACUGCCGUCAGGACAUGCUGGCCCUGCAGAUCAUCGACCUCUUCAAAAACAUCUUCCAGCUGGUUGGCCUGGAUCUCUUCGUCUUUCCGUACCGGGUGGUGGCCACCGCCCCUGGUUGCGGGGUGAUCGAGUGCAUCCCUGACUGUACCUCUCGGGACCAGCUGGGCCGCCAGACCGACUUUGGCAUGUACGACUAUUUCACACGCCAGUACGGGGAUGAGUCCACGCUGGCCUUCCAGCAGGUGGGCAGCAGCGCGGCCCCACUGCCCGCCAGCCCCAGCUCCUGCAUUGGUCAGCACCCUGUUUUCCAAGUCCUCGCACGCUAUAACUUCAUCCGCAGCAUGGCUGCCUACAGCCUCCUGCUGUUCCUGCUGCAGAUCAAGGACCGGCACAACGGCAACAUCAUGCUGGACAAGAAGGGCCACAUCAUCCACAUCGCUGAUCCCAGCACGAUGGCUCUUUGGGAUAUUGCAGACUUUGGCUUCAUGUUUGAAAGCUCCCCGGGUGGCAACCUCGGCUGGGAACCAGACAUCAAGCUGACGGACGAGAUGGUGAUGAUCAUGGGGGGCAAGAUGGAGGCCACCCCCUUCAAGUGGUUCAUGGAGAUGUGUGUCCGCGGCUACCUGGCCGUGCGGCCCUACAUGGACGCCGUCGUCUCUCUGGUCACUCUCAUGCUGGACACGGGCCUUCCCUGCUUCCGCGGCCAGACAAUCAAGCUCUUGAAGCACAGGUUCAGCCCCAACAUGACAGAGCGAGAGGCCGCAAAUUUCAUUCUAAAGGUCAUUCAGAGCUGCUUCCUCAGCAACAGGAGCCGGACCUAUGACAUGAUCCAGUACUAUCAGAACGACAUCCCCUACUGAGGGGCAGAGUGCCGCAAUCACUGCUUGCUGCUGCGCACGGCCUGCCACCUCAUCCGGCGGACAGAUGGGCCGAGAUGCCCCUGCAGAGCCCGGCAACCCGCUGCCUCCCGAGGUGUCGCCUACGUGGCCCGUGUGGCUGGAAUGACAAUCAGAGCCAGUCUUUGCGCAGGUGUGAGCUGUGCUUACACUGGACACAUUCCCUACCUGUCUUGUUCUCAGAGGUACAUGAAGUAUUUUCUUGUGUAUAAAAAAUGGAAAAAUUAUAUUCAACCUAAGAUUCAACCAACGUGAACAAAAUAAAAACAAAAAAACUGCGUUGAAACCAA
Messenger RNA from Aethalodelphis obliquidens (Pacific white-sided dolphin), 6833 nucleotides. It is a transcript of the gene PI4KA, whose product is annotated as phosphatidylinositol 4-kinase alpha. The record is from RefSeq and is a predicted model, not a curated record. Gene Ontology annotation, biological process: phosphatidylinositol-mediated signaling; phosphatidylinositol phosphate biosynthetic process. Gene Ontology annotation, cellular component: cytoplasm; plasma membrane. NCBI's taxonomy places the organism in Eukaryota, Metazoa, Chordata, Mammalia, Artiodactyla, Delphinidae. Bases 34 to 6507 code for a protein of 2157 amino acids. Gene Ontology annotation, molecular function: 1-phosphatidylinositol 4-kinase activity. The transcript is spliced from 56 exons.